GAACAAGCAACUUUCCCUUUUUGGCGAACAUAUUCUUCUGACUUCACAACUACCAAUGCACAUUUCUCAUCAAUCGCCAUGACGAGCGCAUACGCCUCUACUCUGCUGACCCGUACUUUUCGGAGGUCAAAUCACCUUGCAUCGCGCACUUUUCUCCGCAACGGUCUUCAAUGCCCAAAAUGCGGGCAAGGACUGGCUGUCCAAACACGCUCCAUUCAUUCGCCGGCAGAUGAUCCCAGUUUCACAUCGAUCGUUGAUAACCCUCCGAAUCUUGUCAGGAGUGGAAGAAAGCAUGGUCCUGGCCUCAUAAUCCUCGCAUUAAUUCCCCUAACGGCCUUUGCUCUUGGGACAUGGCAGGUUCAACGACUAGAUUGGAAGACUAAGUUGAUUGCAAAGCUCGAAGACCGGCUUGUGCGGAGUCCGUUGCCUCUGCCGCCCAACAUUAAUCCUGAAGCAAUUGCGGAGUUUGACUAUAGAAGAGUUUUCGCGACUGGCCAUUUUCGACAUGACCAAGAGAUGCUCAUCGGCCCACGGUUGCACGAUGGCAACAAUGGCUACAUGGUAAUUACACCUCUCGAGCGGGGGGAUGAAGGAACAACAAUUUUAGUGAACCGUGGGUGGAUUCCCAAGAGCCUCAAACGACAGGCCGACAGAAAGGAAGGCUUGCCCACGGAAGAGGUAACGGUAGAAGGCUUAUUAAGAGAGCCGUGGAAGAAAAACAUGUUUACCCCAGACAACAAGCCAGAGCUGGGAGAAUUUUAUUUCCCUGAUGUGGAGCAGAUGGCGAAGCUUACUGGCAGCCAGCCUGUUUGGAUUGAAGAGACCAUGGAACCCGAUCUUUUAAAGGCAUAUGAUAGGGAAGCAAAAGGUAUACCGAUUGGCCGUGCGGCAGAGGUUAAUCUUCGAAAUAACCAUGCCCAGUACAUAUUUACAUGGUAUGCGCUUGCUGCAGCCACUUCCGUCAUGCUGUGGAUGGUCGUUAAAAAGCCUCCCACUGGGGUUGCCCGAAGAGUACGCCAAAACAAAGAAUGGUGAAAUACGAAAGUAGGAGUAGAUUAACCUUCCUCUUCCUCUUCUUCUGCUAUUAUUUCUAGAUGUCGACGCUCUCGUUUUCGUGAUUUCUUGGGAGGCUGCAUUCGUAUGUCUUGAAGUAAUUCUCUGGGAAGGUGCUUUUGUGCUAGGGAAAAUGGCGUCAUGUUAGUAUUCACUUGUCGCUGCCUUUAAGUUAAACAUGUUAGUGAGUCGAAUUAUUUGAAGUAUCAAGGGACCAAUUCCCU
Molecule: messenger RNA, 1277 nt
Organism: Xylona heveae TC161
Lineage: Eukaryota; Fungi; Ascomycota; Xylonomycetes; Xylonales; Xylonaceae
Product: SURF1-domain-containing protein
Exons: 4
Coding region: 79-1035 (318 amino acids)
Biological process (GO): mitochondrial respiratory chain complex IV assembly
Cellular component (GO): mitochondrion; membrane
Source: RefSeq, a predicted model, not a curated record